UUUAAGAAUAAUAAUGAAUGUAAAUAAAAUGUGUAGCGUUUGUGGCCAUAAUAAAGGAGUUGGCCGAAAUUACUGCGCGAUUACCUGCGAGUCGUGUAAAAUGUUUUUCAAGCGAACGGCACUCAAAAAUCAGACGUUUGACUGUCCGUCGGGUGGAAAAUGCAAAAUAAAUGCAAUCACUAGAAAGUUAUGCACCAAAUGUCGGAUUGAAAAGUGUUGUGCCGUCGGAAUGCGAAAAGAAUUGUUGAAAAGCUAUGGGUUAGUAGAUGUUGACCGAGAGUACAAUACCAGUACUAAUGAAAGCUCACCACAAUCCGCACAAUCAGAUGAUAAUAACUGCCAUGAAAUUGAUAUAUUGCUGGAAAACACCAUCAAUACGAGUGCUGAAGAGCUGAUGGAUCAGAUCAGGGAUAUUGAAAACUAUGUGACAAACAAUAUAUUCGUCGCCAGCGAUAAACAGUUGCCACAAAUGCCAGUCAUUCCCGUAUUCCGGGAACUCAUCGACUAUAAGGGUUUGAAUCAAUUAGAGUGCAAUCGGAUGCGGGAAUUGAUGACAGCAUCCGAUGUAUUCAAACGCUACGAAUUGGGCAAAAAUAUAGUGAAAAGCAAAGACAAGGAUGUGGUGACCAAAUUAUUUAUGCCCCGAACUGAGGCCCACAUCAGAGAUGUAAUAAAUUUUACCAAGGGCCUUAAAGCAUUUGUCAAUGUCUGCCCCGAUGAUCAGUUGGCCCUGAUCAAAUAUAGUUUUAUGGAGGUUGGAUAUGUGUACCCGGAGUGGGAAAGGGACCCAAUCAUUUUGGAGCUGUUAACUGCGAUUAUAAUAUUCAACCCAAAGCACCCCGAUCUCAGUCAUAGAGCUAGUAUUAAACUCGAACAACAAAUAUACAUAUAUUUAUUGCGCAAAUACUUACAAUUGAAAUGUCGGUCACAAUUUGAAUCGGAGCUGAGAUUACAAACGUUAAUGAAUUCAAUGACUGAUCUGAAGAUUGCCGGAGAUUUGCACAGAGAGGACGAGAUUAAUGAAUACCACAAUUAUAAGCCAUAUUACGGACCACUACUUAAAGAGCUCUAUGGACUAUAAAGUUAUCUCAACAUAAUCAUUUUUGUAAAUUAAUUUAUAUUUAUCAUUCAAAUAUGAUUAUUCUUUGUGA
Medioppia subpectinata is the source of this 1151-nucleotide messenger RNA. The record is from the annotation of a GenBank genome assembly. NCBI's taxonomy places the organism in Eukaryota, Metazoa, Arthropoda, Arachnida, Sarcoptiformes, Oppiidae.